AUUCGAUCUGGGAUUUGAUCAGGUGACCAUAAAGAUCUUGCGACCUUUUCCAAGACUUUGUGAUAUGUUUUUGCACGUCCUUUGGUAGUAUUCUUCAUUUGUAUUUAUAUAUUUUUAACAAAAAGACAUUUCGAUUGUAAUAUUAUAGUAUUCGAAAUAUCCAGUAAUUAUUUUUUUGUGGUUGAAAUCAAUAAAUAAUGAACAGUGUAAAAUUAGAUUACUACGUAAUCCUUCAAACGUUCCUAUAGUAUGAAUAUUGCGCGCGCCGCACACUUGUAAACAACGUGAAAUCAACCAAAUGCAAUGCAAAUGCAAAAUGUUAGAAGGAAAUUAGACUCAAUUGUCUUUAGCCUCUGAUACUAUCUAGAUUUAUCUAGGUUCUAUGUAGACCUAAAACGAAAUCGAAGACGAGUUUACAGCUUAUCUUUAGAACAUGGCGUCGAAUCAUGACUGCAAAUAUGGGACAAAAUGCUACAGGAAGAGUGAGGAACAUCUCAAGAAAUUUAAUCAUCCAGGAAGGAAAACAAAUGCAAAUGACACGAAUGAAGAUGAUGAAUCGGAUCAGGAUUUGGCAAGUCAACCCUCCAAACGUCAAAAGUUGACAGGUUCUGAAAAGCAGGAUCAGGAUCAAAAUUCUAGCGAAACUGAAGUACAAGAUCUCGAAACUGAAGAAAUUCAAGAAGAUUUACAAGAAACAUGUCCUCUUGAAAAUGAAGAUGCUGAUGAAAUACCUAGUACUCCUCCAAAUAUUGACAUCAAAGAGGAACUGAGGUUAAAGUUCAAAGUUGAGAUGCCACCAGAUUUCUUUGAUUUCUGGGAUUACUGUAAGAGCAUCAAUAAUGCUAAACCUUCUGAGGCAUUGAAGGAAGACGUUGGCUUGGUUCUUGGUGGUCCGUAUGAUGUCAUGGCUGGCAGGCUGAAAUGUGUCAAAGGUCAAAGACCCAAUUAUUUAUUACACCAUAGAUUCUUCUAUGAUCCACCCGAGUUUCAGACAGUCUUGGUCGGUGAUGAGAAGAAACAACACCACAUUGGAUACUAUAGAGAUGAACCUCAGAAAGCUCCUGUUUUUAUGGCUUCGAACUCGGCAAAGGAAAACAGUACCAUCACACCUCAGGGAGAAAAUAUUUUUGCUGCUGUGAAGUUACACAUCGAUAAGCUCACCAAACAGACCAAAGAGAAGAAGAAGUUAGGAGACCUGAAGAAAGUAGACAAAUCCUUGACGGACUGGGCCAAGAAAUGCAAGCACUCUCUCGAAGCUCGGACGAAGAGGAUGAAAGAUCGCGACAAGAAAGUGGUCACCAAGACAUUCCACAAGGCAGGCAUCGUUGUACCUUUAGACAGUACAGGGGUUGGUUACAGAGAGCUUCCAGAAACGGAUGGUGACUUGAAGAAGAUCCUCAAGAAGAUUGUUGAAAGUGAGACCGAGGCAGAGAAAGCGCGAUACUCAGACGCCCUCCAGGAGAUCAUCACCCUGGUCCAGUUUGCCAACGACGAAUGCGACUACGGCCAGGGGUACGAGCUCGGCCUGGACCUCUUCUGCUACGGACACGAACGCUUCCAUUCCAUGAUCGGGAUGCUGCUGUCCGUCGCCUACCAACUCCUCGGGAGGGAAGUCUUUGGCGAAAUCUUAGAUGCUCACUUGAAAGAGCGGAAGAAAGAUCAGGUCAGUCAGAUCUCAUAGCCCUAGGUGUUCUUUCUACGGCCAUGUUGAAUGGUGUCAGAGGUGACUGAUUGCUCUGGAGAUGUGAUGCCUUGUCUUUUAUUUUCCUUCAUUUUGUUUAGAUGAGAAAUAAAGGCUUGUUAAGCUAGUGUCAAUGUGCAUAAUGGAUGGGAGGAGUGGUGGUUAGUUGUUGUUUCCAGGCCUUGUAUUUUUUUAAAGUGUUGGACCGAUAUGUGAGGUAUCGAGAAAAUGUAAUCAAAUAAGUUUGACUGCUUGUAUGCAACUUGCCUUGCAUAGGAUAUGGAGUGAAAGUCAUAUAGUGUUGAAUUCUAAGCCAUUCAAAAAUAAAAAAAUGUCUGCACAAACAUUGUGUUCUAAGGCCGCGUUUAUGCGACCUCAUAAGCGAGAAUCAGGAAAAUGAAUCACGAGUCAAAAUACAAACAUAUAUCACGGUAGCUGCAAAAUUAGGGUUUGACAUGCAGUCUUGAAAAGUGAAGCACAGCAGCUAGUAUGUAUUCCAACUGUGAAACAGAACUUUCAUAAACUUGUCCAUUGAUAAGUUGACAGUGUAGGAGUGUUAUGAACUAUGCCUAUAAAGGAACAGGGUAUACCCCAGCCAACAUAGUGUUUAUGCUGAUCUUGUAGAUGAGCACAUUAUAUUUUUAUCAUGCAAGGGCACAGUAAUUGCCGUCUGACUCUCAAAUGAUUUAUAUGAAUUAUAGUAAUUUUCUUCCAUGACAAAUUCAUAUCUUUUUUAUUGUUUUUAUCCCUUCAACCAGUAGUGGCAAUUAAAGUGGGAUAUAUUGAUCUUUAACUUUUUAUAUGUUUGGUACAAUAUCCUUCAUUAAACCUCUCUUAAGGUUUUGUAAAUCCUCCCCAACAAAGUAUGCCACAGUUCCAGUUCGUUAUUGCAUUGUCUGAAUGUUUGUUUGAAAAAGAAAUUGAUAUAAAUAAUAUGAAAUAUAAACAUGCUUUAGUGAUGUGUUUUGCAAUUUUACCUGACAAAUUAUUUUGGUCUGGAUUCUCAGCCAUCAAUAAUAUGAACUGCAUAGUUUUUGUCUUCAUUUUCUUGUCCAAAGUUGUUGAUGUUUUAGAAAUUUUUCCUUUUAAAGGAAGCCAUCAUAAUGCAAUAUUUGUCACCUCAAGAGGGCGCUUUUCAAUCUCAAAGUCACAUCACUGUCAACUGUAUGGAGAUUGCUUGUACCGUUUGCUUUUCCAUGAAAUAUGCAACCUUUUUGUGCGUCCGACCGCCAUUUUUCUAAAAUCUUACUUCACUUCAUAAACUGACCAAAUCAUGGUCAUUUGAGAGCAUUACAGACUGUCAUGAGAACGAGAAAUAAGGGACAGAUAAUUUCAUGAAGGUCCCACAUACAUGGGGUCGACAUACAUAUUUUAUGGAAUUGCCCAUGUUUGCUUAAAAAAGGUAUGCAAUGAUUGGCGAUGUUUUCUUUGGAGGCAUCAGAGACUUUUAUGAAUUUGAGCAAGAAAAAAAUGAAGAAAUUUGACAACUAAUCCCACAUCUAUAGAUUGAUUCAUUGUUUGUUUAAGGUUUAAAUUUUAAUUUCAUAUUAUGAGAAAGCAAAAAAAAAAAGUAUACCAAACAGACAAAUCAAAGGUUUUAAAAACCAAUACAAGUUUGGAAAGAAACUAGAUUGCGUUCACAUUUGAUGUACAUGUAUUCCAGCUUUCCAAAAUAGCUUAUACAGGCUUUAGGUACACAAUAGAUGAGAUUAUUAGGAAUAAAACUGUCCCACUAAAAAAAAAAUCAAGAAAAAAAGUGUGUAGUUUAUAUACCUUGGCACUUCAUAUUCUGGUUGUGCUUAAUUUUAAAAUGCAUGACUCUACAACAGCAUUAUGAAACACUUCUAUACACAACAAAAAAAGUAAGUCCCCCUAAAUCAAAUUGCUGUAACUUUUGAACGGAAUUAUUUUGAGAUAUGAUUUUUCGUAGGUGGUUUUCUACACUCAUUAAGCAACUCCUGGGGGAAAAUGAGAUUGAUCGGUUGAGUAAUGCAUGAGUAAUUAAAGAUUGAAUUAAAAUGACCAUUUUUUAAAGUCACAAGAGUCGUUCUUCAGUUUGUGCAAAUACAAAAUUGGGCAAAAGUUGUUUUUAGGUGAAUUUUAUAGUGUUAUGCUGUUUUACUAUCCAUCAUUAAGCCACUCCACACACAAUUUUGAUAUCGUAUGUUCAUGGUUGACUGAGCACAAUGUAUUGCAGGGGCUGCGGAAGCGGGGGAGGGGGUGGCUUCAGCCCCCCCCCACUUUUUUCCAAAAGCAUGUAGUAUUGUACAAAGAUGUAAAAAUGACCAUACGAUUGUGAUAUUUUGCAUAGUCAGCCCCCCCCCCCACUUUUGGCUCAGUCCCCCCCCCCCCCACUUAAAAAAACGUUCCGCGGCCCCUGUAUUGUGACGUAUCAUCAUAGGGGUUUAUGGUAGUAUCCUCUACAACUUAAUGUUAAAAUUUGAAAAUGUUGGUGGCUCCCCCGAUUAUAGGCCCCUCCCCCAUUUUAAAUUUCUGGAUCCACUACUGAUUUGUCCAUAAAUUAAACUGAUCAUGAGAAAUUGUUAGGAAAAUAAUACAUUUAUGCAGUAUAAAGAGUAUUCAUUCCUAUGUUUUCGAAUGUGCUCGCUCAACCAUGAAAAUGUUUAAAGUUCGGAAAGUGUGUGGUGAUAGAAAUGAUGGAUGAUAAAAACAACAGCAAUUUAAGUCACAUUUGAAACCAAAUUUGCCCCCAAUAUUCACUUUAUUACCCUUUAAAGGUCAAGUCCACCCCAGAAAAAUGCUGGCUUGAAUAAAUAGAGAAAGAUCAAACUAGCAUAGUGCUGAAAAUUUCAUCAAAAUUUGAUGUAAAAUAAGGAAGUUAUGACAUUUUAAAUUUUCGCUUAUUUUUCACAAGACAGUGAUAUGCACAACUAGGUGAGUCAGUCGAUGAUGUCCAUUACUCACUAUUUCUUUUGUUUUUUAUUGUUUGAAUUAUACAAUAUUUCAUUUUUUAUAGAUUUGACAAUAAGAAUCAACUUGACUGAACCAUAUACAUGUAGUAUUAAACAAUGCUAAUUCCACAUGUUCAGGGAGGAAUUAAUCGUAUCAAUUGACAAUGAGGAGAAAAUUAGAAUAUUUCACAUAUAUAAUAAAAUACAAAAGAAAUAGUGAGUGGAUGAUGUCAUAGUCUCCUCAUUUGCAUACCAGCCAGGAUGUGCAUAUAACUGUUUUGUGAAAUUAAGCAAAACUUUAAAAUGUCAUGACUUUCUUAUUUUACAUCCGAUUUUGAUGAAAUUUUCAGUGUUAUGCUUGUUGGAUUUUUCUCUUUUUAUUCAAAUCAAUUUUUGUUUGGGUGGACUUGUCCUUUAAAAUGAGUCUGUGACAUUGAAAAUACAAAUUUUCCCACUUUGAUGCGUGCUCACUCAUCCAUAAAUAAACAAAUCAAUUUCAUUUUUGCACAGAAUUCUGCCCAUAAGGUUGAUAAACAUUACUGCCAAAUGACAUUGCUAAAGACAGCCUUGAAAACAAGUUCCACCAUAUUGAAUAAGGGGUUACUUAUUCUUAAACAUAUGCACCCAUAAUGUACACAAGUCUAUGAGAGAGGAAGUCAAAAUUUUAACAAAUAUGAAAUGAGGGUUUGUUUCAUGGACAGUUUUUGUUACUUCUGCCAACAGUUAUUUCAUGAAACUUCGCACAUGGCUUCAGAGCAACACUAUCCAAAAGGCGCGCACACCAAAACAACCAUUCAAUACGGCAAAGAGUGGGGCCAAGGCCUCGAACUUUCUUCUUAUUUGCAUAAUUUUCUAAUAUUGUGUGCUCACUGAUGCAUUAAACAUCGGGAUUUUCAUAAAAAUCAAAUCAAAUGAACUAUGCAAGGAGGUUUGUGACAGAUAUCCAUAGUUACAAAUUGCAUUUUUUCCAAUAAUGUAAAAAAGAGCUAAUCACAUUCCACAUGUUCAUUCAAGCACGAAUGUUUGAUUAAACGCCUUUGAAUCAUUGAAGCAUGUUAAUUGGUCAUGAACAUAACGAAAAAGUUGAGAAAAUAUCAUUUUCAGUUACCAAAAUGAAACAAUACUUGCCUAUAUUUGAAAAUCGUAUUUUUUGUUUUCAAUAAAUGUUCAUUGAACCGUGAAAUGAUGAAUAUUGUUAAAGAUACUCUUCCCAAAAAUAACUGUCAUCAUAUUCUAUCAUUUUUAAUGAUAGAAAUGUGUAAAAAAUCCAAUUAUAGCAAAUUUGGACUUGUUUUUAUUCAACCGUGAAAUUAAGCCAAAAAAGUUGUAUCGUCUUUUAGAAAGUACCUUUUACAAGCCUUCUGACUAUUUUUCAUGAGAAUGUGGAAUUAGUUCCAAUAAAAUGGAAUCAAAAUCAUGAUAUUUGGCUCGUGACUUUUGAAAAGUUACAUUUUUACCUUCUGAUGGUGCUCACUGAAGCAUGACGUAAUAUACGUCCAUAACGUUUACUCAGAGGGUAGCUUAUAAAAUUACCUACACGCUCAUGUAAAAAUAUAUUGAAAACUCGCAUUGGUUCGGAAAUUAUUGAUGUUUGUUUAAGGGGGGACUUACUUUUUUUGUUGUGUAUAGAUGGGACAAGUGUUUUUAUCUUUCUGGUUUUAAUAUAUAAAGAAAUAUACACUACAUUUGGGAUUUACGUUUACUGUCCAUAGUGCUGCACUGCUGCUGCUUGCCCCAUCUGGGAGCAAAUUAAACUCACAUCUCUCAGAGUGGAGUAUAUUUCUUUAUAAAAAACAGCUAGAUAAGAAAUUCAGACUGGUAUCAUACAUGUGAUAUUGACUGCUAGGCAUUAUAUAAUUGAAAAAUAUGUACCAAUUUGGAAGACUUUGUUUCUAUGUGCCCAAUGGGAUCGUAACUCUUGCUAGACCUAUGAUGCAUAUGUUAUAGAAAUAUUUCUUUAAUUACAAUAUUUUGAUAUCCAUAUGUUACAAGAGAAAUGACAUUGAAGGCUCGAGAUGAAUAAGGAAGCAGGUAUGAAUGCAAAAUGUUCUUUGUAAUUUUAAUUCAUCUAUGCAUGUUUUGAAAUUAUGAUUGCAUGUGAUUUUAUGUAAAAUGGACCAAAUAAAAUUUGGAGUAAUUUUGAUAGAA
This is a messenger RNA of Lytechinus pictus (painted urchin), 6741 nucleotides long. RefSeq names its product histone PARylation factor 1-like. The record is from RefSeq and is a predicted model, not a curated record. Lineage: Eukaryota; Metazoa; Echinodermata; Echinoidea; Temnopleuroida; Toxopneustidae. Bases 434 to 1681 code for a protein of 415 amino acids. Gene Ontology annotation, cellular component: nucleus. Gene Ontology annotation, molecular function: histone binding; poly-ADP-D-ribose binding. Gene Ontology annotation, biological process: DNA damage response; regulation of protein ADP-ribosylation. The transcript has 7 exons.